Messenger RNA from Hyaena hyaena (striped hyena), 5972 nucleotides. RefSeq names its product midline 1 (gene MID1). Gene Ontology annotation, molecular function: zinc ion binding; protein binding. The coding region runs from base 141 to 2144 and encodes 667 amino acids. The transcript is spliced from 10 exons. The record is from RefSeq and is a predicted model, not a curated record. NCBI's taxonomy places the organism in Eukaryota, Metazoa, Chordata, Mammalia, Carnivora, Hyaenidae.
CGGUGGCCUGUCUGUCAUUUCGUGGGUCCCCGUCCUCUGCCUACGGCGAUGUUUCUUCAACAAGAACUAGGGUGCAGUCCAUUGAUAGCUGAUCAGCGUCCUUGGAUUUUGCUGAUGACCCAGGAGAGCUUUGCCUGAAGAUGGAAACACUGGAAUCGGAGCUGACCUGCCCUAUUUGUCUGGAGCUCUUUGAGGACCCUCUCCUGCUGCCCUGCGCUCACAGCCUCUGCUUCAACUGCGCCCACCGCAUCCUGGUGUCACACUGCGCCACCAACGAGUCCGUGGAGUCCAUCACCGCCUUCCAGUGCCCCACCUGCCGACAUGUUAUCACGCUCAGCCAGCGAGGUCUAGACGGACUCAAGCGCAACGUCACCCUGCAGAACAUCAUCGACAGGUUCCAGAAAGCGUCUGUGAGCGGGCCCAACUCGCCUAGUGAGACCCGCCGGGAGCGGGCGUUCGACGCCAACACCAUGACCUCGGCCGAGAAAGUCCUCUGCCAGUUCUGUGACCAGGAUCCUGCCCAGGACGCUGUGAAGACCUGUGUCACUUGUGAAGUGUCCUACUGCGAUGAGUGCCUGAAAGCCACUCACCCAAACAAGAAGCCCUUUACAGGCCAUCGUCUGAUUGAGCCAGUUCCGGACUCGCACAUCCGGGGGCUGAUGUGCCUGGAACACGAGGAUGAGAAGGUGAAUAUGUACUGUGUGACCGAUGACCAGUUAAUCUGUGCCUUGUGUAAACUGGUUGGGCGGCACCGCGACCAUCAGGUGGCAGCUUUGAGUGAGCGCUAUGACAAAUUGAAGCAAAACUUAGAGAGUAACCUCACCAACCUUAUUAAGAGGAACACGGAACUGGAGACCCUUUUGGCUAAACUCAUCCAAACCUGCCAGCAUGUGGAGGUCAAUGCAUCACGUCAAGAAGCUAAAUUGAUGGAGGAGUGUGAUCUUCUCAUUGAGAUCAUUCAGCAAAGACGACAAAUUAUCGGAACCAAGAUCAAAGAAGGGAAGGUGAUGAGGCUUCGCAAACUGGCUCAACAGAUUGCAAACUGCAAGCAGUGCAUCGAGCGGUCGGCAUCACUCAUCUCCCAAGCGGAACAUUCUCUGAAGGAGAAUGAUCAUGCGCGCUUCCUACAGACGGCGAAGAAUAUCACUGAGAGAGUCUCCAUGGCAACCGCAUCGUCCCAGGUCCUAAUUCCUGAAAUCAACCUCAAUGACACAUUUGACACCUUUGCCUUAGAUUUUUCCCGAGAGAAGAAAUUGCUAGAAUGCCUGGAUUACCUGACAGCUCCCAACCCUCCCACGAUUAGAGAAGAGCUCUGCACAGCUUCCUACGACACCAUCACUGUCCACUGGGCCUCCGAUGAUGAAUUCAGUGUGGUUUCCUACGAGCUCCAAUACACCAUAUUCACUGGACAAGCCAAUGUCGUUAGUCUGUGUAACUCUGCCGAUAGCUGGAUGAUCGUGCCUAACAUCAAGCAGAACCACUAUACCGUUCACGGGCUGCAGAGCGGCACCAAGUACAUCUUCAUCGUCAAGGCCAUCAACCAGGCAGGCAGCCGCAGCAGCGAGCCUGGGAAGUUGAAGACAAACAGCCAACCAUUUAAACUGGACCCCAAAUCUGCACAUCGGAAGCUGAAGGUGUCCCACGACAACUUGACAGUAGAACGUGAUGAGUCGUCAUCCAAAAAGAGCCACACGCCUGAACGCUUCACCAGCCAAGGGAGCUAUGGUGUCGCUGGAAAUGUGUUCAUUGAUAGCGGUCGGCAUUACUGGGAGGUGGUCAUAAGCGGAAGCACAUGGUAUGCCAUCGGCCUCGCUUACAAAUCAGCCCCGAAGCACGAGUGGAUCGGCAAGAACUCUGCUUCCUGGGCGCUGUGUCGCUGUCACAAUAACUGGGUGGUGAGACACAACAGCAAGGAAACCCCCAUCGAGCCAGCCCCCCAUCUCCGGCGCGUCGGCAUUCUGCUGGACUAUGAUAACGGUUCCAUCGCCUUCUACGAUGCUUUGAACUCCAUCCACCUCUACACCUUCGACAUCACAUUCUCGCAGCCUGUGUGCCCCACCUUCACGCUGUGGAACAAGUGUUUGACCAUUAUAACUGGCCUUCCGAUCCCAGACCAUCUGGACUGCACAGAGCAGCUGCCGUGAGCUCUUGGCCACGUGGAGCUGAUUUCUGGGGGAUUAAAAAGGGCCGUGGCCACCAUUUCAGGGACAGAGAAAGCACAGGCUUCCAGAGGGUGAUUAAGUCUCACCAAAAAGUGUCCAGAAAUCAGCUAGGAUAGUUCUCCAAAUAGGCGAUUCUCCCCCUUUGCUGUCUUUUGUAUUAAGUACACGCUUUAAUAAUUUCUUCAAGGUUUUUUUUUUUUUUUGUAUCUACAGGAAAAUUUAUAGAUUAUUUAUAAAAGAAACAUACCCAGAAUUACAACUCUUAGAAAUUAUUUGAGUUUGCACAUUAAGAAGCCCAGAAGCUUACGGGCUCUUCACAACAGCCUUCGUUUCGUCACACUCUGUGGGCUUGAGGAAAAACUCUUGUGGUUUUGUGUGCGUAUCCACCUCCUCACAUCCUCAUAGCUCCUACCAAUUCUGUUGUAGGUCCUGUUGCCUCAACAGCGCAUACCAGAAUACGGGAGGAUCUUAAAAGCAAAAAAUAGUUUUGAACCUAGUAGGGCAGUACAUGGGCUUUCUUACUCUGGUUUAUUUUGAAGUGUUUUAACUGUGAUGUCAAAAACUUACUGGUUCAACCGGAAUGGAGAGCAAAAGAGAGAAUUGAAAGAAUUGACUCUGGAGCUUGGACUCCGCCAUGGCCCAGUCUGUCAUCACCCUCCAAUGGCUGGUGGGGUAAUGUCGGAAAGAAAGGUUGUGAAGCCUUCGGCCGUGUGUGACCUCACCUCUCCCAGGAUUCAGGAUUCUGGGAGCAUGUUGAGAAUUGAGAUUCCGACUGAAAAUAGUCUCUGUGAAUCCUACCGAUUUUUCAAAACGUCAGAGGCUGAUUUGUCUUUGAGCAGAAGUAGGGUUCUGUUUCAUGACAUAAGUCUGUUUCCUUCUUCCUCUUAGUAGUAUCGUGAGGCCUGUGACAUUGCUUUACUACAUUUAACAGCUGUCCUAUCUCCCUCUCUCCCAAAUCAUUUUUCUUUGCUUGCUGGGGCUGAGGGAAUAAACAUUUCCUAUUACAAAUGGCAGCACCACUUUGGACUGACUUUGCUCUCCAGGACACAUGGCCCUGACUGUCUCUACCACGUCCAAAUAUAACUCACCCGAGAAACACUAUUUAUGAGUUGGUAAUGACAAGGGACGUUGCAGAAAGUACUAUUUACUAGUAUGCGUGCCUCAAAAGCUAUAAAAAGACUUUUAUUAAACAUCUCGAAAGAUGUAGAGGACCCUCUGUGUUCUAGUAUAGUUUGCUAUGGAGUUGUAAAACAAAAAACAAAACAAGACAAAAAAACAACAACAACAAAAAAAAAAACCACACACAAAAAAAUCAAACUCGCUACUGCCACGCUGGAGACUGCUAAUAAAACCAGCUGAUAAGCGGUUGGGUGGGAUUCUGGGCAUGCGGACCUGGUAAGCUGGAAUGGUCCAUGAAGUAAGGCUUUCUUAAGCAGUCCUUGGACUUGGACCAGGAAUCUGGCAUUGGUUCUAUCUUGACGAAGGGCAUGAGAUCUAGAAGUCAUUUCAUUUGCUAACAUAUUUAUCUGAACUACGGGGUUGGCCAUUUCGACCGAACAGACUGAUGAAUUUAAGCAUUGUCUUCAGCAAUUUUGUUUUUAACCAGAUCAACCAAUUGUCACCCUGAAAUCCGUCCACAGACCCACCGUUUCAGCAUCACAUCACAUGAUUGUGAGCCCGGAACCCGUGGGCCACAUCAUGGGCGUUUCUGUCCCCUUCACGGGCAGACGCUCUCUUUUCUUAACAGAUAGAGUUUAUAUAUUUACUAUAUUAUUUAUACCCAGAUGAAUAUUUUGAUAGCUACUUAGGACAAUUUCACCUCUAACAGAUGGACACCUCAACGGAAAAAAAUUAAUCAUUCUCUGGAAACUUAAUGGUUUUUUGGGUUGUUUUUUUUUUUACAACAUAAAAAUAAUGUGUUUUUGCCUUCCCUGGGCAAACUGAAAGGGUUGUAAUUUUUACAUACUGUUUUGGUAGCUGGAUAACGGAUAUUUUAAUGCACUUUGUACACCAACAGGUUUUAAAUAAAAGGGUCUAAAAGUCAGCUUCUGAGUUUUUAAAAUGGUUGCCAGGUACCAGUAGAUGCUACAGUUUGCCUUAUGAUGUUCGUGUAAAGCAUUUACGAGGACGAUAUUUCUGUGAAUAUAAUGUUUUACAACAUAAAGAAGUUACUACUCAAAUUUUCACUGCAAGCCAUUUAGUUUAUGUUUUGGCUAUUUUUAUAAGGACAAGAGGGACUAUGUUAUAAUUUGGUUGUGGAAGUCUCACUCUUUGCUAACUUAAAAACUUUGUGGAUAGUAGCAGUUACUAUUUCCAUGUUCUCCUAUUUACAGGAAAAUGUGUAUAUGGUGAAAGGCCACCGUGUUUCCUUUCGUUACUGUAAUGGUGUAGAAAAGAUUUCCAUGUGGAUUUUUUUUGAGAGUCUAAAAAAUAUAUGCUAUAAACAUUUGCUGCAGUACAAUUCUUUCAGUGGACUGGGGUCACAGUAUUUUGUUUGUGAGGUCCAUAGCUUUGCAGGAAGCAUUGCGUUACAGGGGAGAAAGAUGGCGGCGCCACUUAAAUUAAUACAACCAAAUUGAUGCAGCACCGACCGAGGCCUGCCGGGUCUGACGUCGUGGGUGUGUGGACAGGUGCUGUCGCCAUCUUGAAAUUCUUAAUAAAUUGUGAAUAAGGGGCCUGAAAAUGCAUUUUGCGCUGGGCCUCAAAUGUUAUGUAGCCAGUCCUCAUACCAGAACUCAGGAACAUGGUACCUCUCUUCCUGGUGGAUACAAAUGAAGAAACCUGGAUCCAGUGUCCAAGGUGGCUGGCCGUGUCAUUCGAAGAGGAAUCGAAAUGGAUUGAGAGGAGAGUGGGCGCGGGUAAAGAUUUUCUUUCCAGCUUGAAACAAAAUGACUUCAAAAACUGACUGCAAAUACUGACGAUGAUGAUUUUGGCUGGAGAGAGGAGAUGACCUGAUGACGAACGGACAAUUUAUCACGGUACUGGGAUGUUGACCCUGAACUUGCCAAGGAACUGAACCAGCACUGUCCAGUGAGCGUGGGAUUCCGCUUCGGCUCCAGGCACGUAUGCGGUGCCUGAAGAGACACGCGCACGUGUGCUCGUGUACAUGUGCUUUUGGUGUUGGGAAGUUGAUGAUCUGGUCUACCCUUAUAAAAUGUUAAGCAGGAAGCAAAAGGAUGUUUUUGAAAUAGUGCUUUUCACUAUUCAACAAGGGGGCGAUCUGGCAAUGCCUGGAGGCAUUUUUGGUUACCCCAACUUGGGAGAGGGCGCUACUGGCAUCUGGUGGGUAGAGACCAGGGAUGCCGCUCAACUUCCUACAGUGCACUGCACAGCGCCCCCACCCCCCACCCCAGCCAAGAAUGAUCCGGGCAAAAUGUCAGUGGUGCCGCAGGUGAGAAACUCUUGCUCUUCGGAGGUUUUUUUAAAGCAAAACUCUCACAAAUCUGUUUUGCUUCUCCUGUAAUUGAUUCAAUGCCUGAUCUAUCCAAAAGAAAAGAAAAGGGGACACUUCACUGCAGAAGUUUCACUGCAGUGACUCCUUCAGUUUAAGAAAUAUUUACAAAACCAUUACAAAAAUCUGGAACCCGAAAGGCAGUCCAAGCCUGUGUAAACGGGAAUCCAGUGAUGUGUCACAAAGAUCUGGAUGUGAUUUGCUUAGUUUGGAAAGGCAGAGUGGACUCUGGCCCGCCCCUUCACCUGCACAAAUCCAGUCCCUGGUGCUUGAGUCACAGUGCCACGCCCUUGGCCCGGACUGUUCUCUCCAUUGCUGUUGCUUUCUGGUUCAAAAUAAAAUCCUUUUUGUGGUUCCAA